Molecule: messenger RNA, 5044 nt
Organism: Stegastes partitus (bicolor damselfish)
Lineage: Eukaryota; Metazoa; Chordata; Actinopteri; Pomacentridae
Gene: musk
Product: muscle, skeletal, receptor tyrosine kinase
Exons: 17
Coding region: 157-3054 (965 amino acids)
Biological process (GO): multicellular organism development; positive regulation of kinase activity; cell surface receptor protein tyrosine kinase signaling pathway
Cellular component (GO): signaling receptor complex; plasma membrane
Molecular function (GO): Wnt-protein binding; ATP binding; transmembrane receptor protein tyrosine kinase activity
Source: RefSeq, a predicted model, not a curated record
UGGUGUCGAGCUCAGAGCUCAUGGCCGUCCCUGGUUAAGUCACGCAGACGCAAACAGGGCAGAGACACAAGGAGUGAAGCGACGACAACAUCUCCUCACCUGACAUGGGGAUCUAAGCGCCAACUUUUCCUGUUCCUGUCCAAAAGGUUUGCUCAGAUGGAUCGUUGUAGAGCCAGGAUGACGGUGCUGUUAGUCUCUCUGCUGGUUUUGGCCACCUCGAGUUACGGCGUACAGAGAGCGCCUCGCAUCAUCACCUUACUGGAGACAGUGGAUGUGCUCCUGGAUCACAACGCCACCUUCAUCUGUGAGGUGGAGUCUCGUCCACCGGCUGAUGUCACCUGGACCAAGAACAACCACCCCAUCAUGUACUAUGACGCCCGCUACCUUCUCAGAGAACAGGGCCAGAUGCUCGUCGUCCCUCAUGUGAGAGAGACCGAUAACGGAGAGUACUGCUGCCUUGCCAGUAACGGCAUUGGAGAGCCUGCCAAGAGCUGUGGAGCCCUUCAGCUGAAGAUGAAGCCACAGAUCAAACGCCAUCCUACCAACGUGACCCUUCUCGUAGAAUCCAAAGCGGUGCUGCCAUGUGUUACCCUCGGCAACCCUAAGCCGGAUGUCACCUGGCUCAAGGACGAUGAGCUUAUCAAGAUCAGCGACCGGGUUACCAUCCUGGACUAUGGUGCACUGAAAAUCCAUAACAUCCAGAAGGAGGAUGCAGGACAGUAUCGCUGUGUAGCCAGGAAUAGCUUCGGCUUGGCCUUUUCAAAGCCUGUCACCAUAGAGGUACAGGCUCCAGCUCGAAUCCUGCGGGUUCCAAAGGAGAGGAGAGUUACGUAUGGUAGCCAGAUUUCCCUGGAGUGCAACGCCACAGGAAAUCCGAUCCCCACCAUCACCUGGCUGGAAAAUGGGAAUACUAUUGUAGGUGCAUCAGUGGAGGAGACCAUGGUAGGAGAGGUGAUACUGUCUGUUCUGAAAGUGACGGUCAACAAGCCGGCUCUGUACACCUGUCUGGCCUCCAACAAACACAGCGCUGGAGCCAACACCGUCAAAGCAACGGCCAGAGUCACUGUGGCAGAGUGGAGACUUUAUAAGGGCGUCGCUGGCUACUGCAGUGCGUAUCGUGGAGACGUCUGCCGCACAAUUCUGCACGACGAUUCGCUGGUUUUCUUUAACUCCUCCCACUCGGACCCAGAGGACAUGCAGGAGUACCUGGUUCAGAGCUGGUGGGCGGAGCUAGAAGGACUCAGCGGGCUGUGCAGUCCUGCAGUACAAUCACUGCUUUGCCAUUUCUCGUUCCCCGACUGCAACCCAUCGGGCUUAGGACCUGCUCCCAAACCUGUGUGCAGAGAGCACUGCCUGGCGGUGAAGGAGCUGUACUGCCAUAAGGAGUGGAUGGUGCUGGAGGGCAGCAGCUCAGUGCAGCACGGCCUCUUCAGCGCCAUCACUGGGUCUCACGCUCCAAACUCACUGCUGCCCAACUGUCAGGCCUUACCCAGUCUUCGCACAGACCCUGAUGCUUGUACAUACGUUCCUUUUGUAGACAUCAAGAAAGAUCAGAUUACGACAACGUGCUACAGCGACAGAGGUCGCUUCUACCAAGGCAGCGUGAAUGUGACGAGGUCCGGGAUACCGUGUCAGCCUUGGAGCCUGCAGGUUCCCCACCAGCAUCGCCUGUCUGUGGAUGUGAUUCCAGAGCUGAAGAAUUCAGAGAACCACUGCAGGAACCCAGGAGGAAUCAGCGACAAGCCCUGGUGUUACACCUCCAACCCGAACAUACGCUGGGAGUACUGCACUGUGCCACAGUGUGGGGAGAUCAGCACAGCAGCAGUGACGAAGCCGGAGUCUGCAGGCCCUCGUCAGACUCCUCGCCUCCCCCCGACGACCACCAUCUCAUCUCCAGCCUACUCCAUGUCCGUCAUCGUCAUCGUCCUCACCUCGCUCGCGACUGCCGUCUUCCUCGCCAUCGUCAUCCUCGCCUGCCGCAGACGGAGGAAGCAGUGGAGGAACCGGAAGAGGGUGAUGGAGACCCCGACGCUGAGCGCCCUUCCGUCCGAGCUCCUGCUGGAUCGACUCCACCCAAACCCCAUGUACCAGCGAGUCCCGCUGCUGCUCAACUCCAAGCUGCUGGCCCUCGAGUAUCCCCGAAAUAACAUCCAAUAUGUUAGAGAUAUCGGGGAGGGAGCGUUUGGACGGGUGUUCCAGGCCAGAGCACCAGGCCUGCUGCCCAUGGAGUCUUUCACGAUGGUGGCUGUGAAGAUGCUGAAGGAGGAAGCCUCAGCUGACAUGCAGAACGACUUCCAGAGAGAAGCAGCGCUCAUGGCCGAGUUUGACCAUCCGAACAUUGUGCGACUCCUGGGUGUGUGUGCAGUGGGAAAACCGAUGUGUCUGAUGUUCGAGUACAUGGCCCACGGCGACCUCAACGAGUUCCUGCGUCGCCGAUCUCCCACCCAAUCGGUGCGAACCCUCAGCCGAGCUAGUCUCUCCGGUCGCAGUUUCUCCUCCGAUGGGGAGGCGGGACCUCUGUCCUGUUCGGAGCAGCUAUCCAUUUCCAAGCAGAUUGCUGCAGGGAUGGCCUACCUAUCGGAGCGCAAGUUCGUCCACCGUGACCUCGCCACCCGGAACUGCCUGGUCGGGGAGGAAAUGGUGGUGAAGAUUGCAGACUUCGGUCUCUCCAGAAACAUCUACUCGGCCGAUUACUACAAAGCCAACGAGAACGACGCCAUCCCCAUUCGCUGGAUGCCCCCGGAGUCGAUCUUCUAUAACCGCUACACCACAGAGUCAGAUGUGUGGGCCUAUGGGGUGGUGUUGUGGGAGAUUUUCUCCCAUGGGAUGCAGCCAUACUACGGUAUGGGUCAUGAGGAGGUCAUUUACUACGUGAGGGAUGGUCACAUCCUGUCCAGUCCUGAGAACUGUCCUCUGGAGUUGUACAAUCUGAUGAGGCUUUGUUGGAGCACACACCCAUCAGACAGGCCGAGCUUCAGCAGCAUCCAUCGGAUACUGGAGCGGAUGCACCAAAACAGACUAAGCAUGAACGCUGAGACUGAAGCAGACUGCUAACUUCAACGAAAGCCUUAGUUCCUGUGUAGAAAACAAAGCAUUGAGUUGUGGAGUGAUUUGGUGCCUGGAAACACUUUAAAAGAACCCCGAGAUGGAGCCCAAGCACAAGACAAAGGUACCACAGAGUCGUUUUCCGCCUGUUUUUUAUUUCAAGAGAGCCAAACUGAAGCCUUUACCUGCUUUGUGUCACAAAUAUGUCAUGUUGAAGUAGCUGCUGCUACCUGUUGACAUACCUGUUACCUGUCCAUCACACUGAUACUCGUUAGUUAGCAAUGAUGCCAAACGUGUGAAUGAACAGCCUCUUCAGAAACUUAAACACAAACCAUUCAGAUGUACACGGGGCGCUCAAAAAGCUCCAAUCCACACCUACAAAAUGCAAACGCUGUCGCGGACAUUUGGAGCACUCCUCAGAAGUCCCGUUUUAUAAACAUGUCAGAUUCAUCUGCAACAUCUGUGUCAGAACAGCGAUCCUUCCACUUCAACUUCAUUUUGGACAUGAGGAACAUGUUUGCAGGAAACCAAAUCUGGCGAGUACAGCAGGUGUUGAAGGACAAUUUUGUUGGUGCAGCCAAAACAUUUGCAUGUUCUCAACAUGCUGCGAGCAGGCCUGAUGAAGCACCACAACUCUGGUUGUUUGGACUGAGAACUCACUGCAGGUUCUUCCACAGCAGCGCUUGGUGACAGCCCAGCCUCUCCACAUCAGUGAUGAUCCUUGACAUAGAGCCUGUUUCCUGACAUCCAGAUGUGACACAGCGCUACUUCUACAGGUGAAACUGCACAUGGUCACUAAGAAACAGGUGAAACAAGGUCCCUGUGCUAAUCAACCUGACAGGAAGUCUGGAUUCACAGGAGUUACUGCUCACACUUGCUGCAUGACAUUUAUCCUCCAUGAAAUGACAAUCAGAAGCUCUGACUGAACCAUGAUAGGAACUAAAGCUCCUUGUUGAGCAUCAUCCACUGCAUGUUGGAAUGAUUGGAUCUUUUUGUUCUUGUCAUCGUGAACCCUGAAGCAGAUUUCUGACGGGGUGCCGUGCUGCUCACUGGUCACUGAGAGAUGCAGUCUGUGGAAAGUUAUUCCUAUAAUAGUAUCCGGACAACACACUGAUGACAGUCAGUUCUGGUGCCGUAUGAUCGGAUCACAGCUCGCUAAUUCCACAGUGGCACACAAUCACUUUAAACCAUUGCUGUUGAUUGUUUUGUAGACAAACUGCGAUUCCAUUUUUGGGCAUUCUUGUUUAAUUUGUACUUUUCUUGAUGUUGAUCUGUGUUGUUGAUCAUUGUUUGACGUAACGAUAAACCCAGCAGGCGUGUAGGUUGUUCUAGUCCUCCAACACGUCAUCGGUGUCCACGAGGCGCAGACACACAUUUAGUCUAAUUAAAAUUAUGCAGAACUUCAUUAUCUGGAUCCAUUCCUGUGCCUUAAAAUAGACUCUUUCAUGAGUGAAGAAUGGCCAAAAUGUUCCCAAUGUGCAAAUAGAUCCUCACUGUGAAGGACUGAAUGUUGAAUGGGCGUCAGAUCAGACUUUUCAUUUCAGCUGUUACAUUAAAAUCUGGGUCCUGGACUCGGUGUGGGUCCAGUGUUCACAUCACAUUACAACAACUACGAUGAGGUAAUAUCAGAGAAAAUACGUUUAAUUUGAACGUUUUCUUUCUUUAUAAAUACAGUGUGAUGUUACGUUUUGGUUAUGUUACAGAAACUUUAUUGUUUUUGCCAAACUUUCUUGACAUUAUGAUAUUUCUUUGUAUUGCUUGCAAAUAAACAGAAUUAUUCAACACGUUUUAUUGGAGAUUCAGGAAAAAUGUGUCUGAAGGGGAAUGAAACUGCUUUUUCAGUGCAUGCGUUCUGAACGCUGUAGCAGUCAUGUUAACACGCUGAUGACUACGAGUUACCACGAAGCUCAGCUGGAGGCAGUGUCACUCAUUUUGCUGCUCGUGGGUCAGAACUCAAAAUGUUGAACCGUCCAACGUAAUAAAGAGAUUUCAUUACCAC